AUGUGGUCUACCAGUGAGAAGCCGCUCGUGAAAUACAGUUUCAUUACUGAAUUUGAAGAUCACAUAUUUGUUGCCGUGUAUGCUGAAGCAUUUUUCUCUUUACAUGAUCUCAUCACUUCUUACGUCAAUGAGAAGGAAAAAGUACAUGCAGGAGGCUUGCGAACCAAUAGCCCCGAUCCUCAGGAAAAACAGAGUACAAAUAAAUGUCCAGCAUCGAAUACUACGUCAAUUCCUUCAAUCUCUAUCUCUGAAGAAGAGAAAAAACGAAAACAAUUCGAUCCAGCCGAAAUAUUACUUUCAUGGGCUGGAAAAAGUAUUGAGCCUUACGGAAUAGACUACAUUUUACAAAAAUUAGGAUUUUCUUAUGCACGAACAACAAUUCCGAAAUGGAUUCAAAGAGGAUUCAUGGAUCCACUGGAUAAAUUACUAGCUGCUCUUAUGUUAAGAAUGGUUCUAGCCGGGAAAACAAAAUAG
Messenger RNA from Chelonus insularis, 474 nucleotides. Its product is annotated as transmembrane protein KIAA1109 homolog. The record is from RefSeq and is a predicted model, not a curated record. NCBI's taxonomy places the organism in Eukaryota, Metazoa, Arthropoda, Insecta, Hymenoptera, Braconidae. The transcript is spliced from 4 exons. Gene Ontology annotation, biological process: synaptic vesicle endocytosis. The coding region runs from base 1 to 474 and encodes 157 amino acids.